GUGACGAAUAACUUGGUGCUGCCAUGGCACAUGCUGUUCUGACUGCAUCUGAGCAAUCACAUCACUCUCUUAAGUCCUUUCCCUCUCGCACGCACUGUCAAUGUGUUCCUUGAUCAAAAAUAUGACUGCACGCAGACCAAUUCCUCAUGGAAUCGAUCAGCAGCAAAUCACUUCUCUCUCAGUCAGUUCUUUCUCAGCCCUCAUCAAUCAAUGCACAUCUGUCAUCCAUCGAUCAACCAGCCGGCAGACCAAUCGACCAACAGACGGCAAGAUAGCACUGAGUGAGUGACGAGACGAUAGAGAGAAAAAUACUUCUGUACAUAUACAGACGUACAUGACGUCCAUAUGUAUACGUACACACAGCUUCACUUGCACUAGCCCCCUGUCUUCGUGAGCUCUUGGGUGCCAGCUAGUGCGCUGUUGUCUUGUAGAGCCUCAUUCGUCUGGCUCAGAUCCAUCGUCACUGUCUCGCACCUCUUGCAGCAUAUGGCCGAGCACUCGACAUUCAUCUGUCGUGUGAUUGAACAGCGAACGUUCUCGUCGCGUAGAGCAGAGACGACAGAAUAGUUGCCGGCGCUCUUGGGCGGCACCAGCAACGGGCAAUAAUACCACAGUCGAUGCUCCCUGUCCUGUAUUGCGUCCAGACAGGGUGUGCGGGUCAGAUGGACCAUGCGUACCGUCACCGAGCUCCGCAAUAAUGCGAGCGGCCAUACGGCGCAUCUUUUCGUGAGUGAAGUCCACCUGCCCGAUGAACACACUCCACAGAAAAGCACACAUUGGUUCGCUCUGAGCACCCAGACGCACGAUCAUCUUCUGUACGACGUCGUCUUUUGUGCGCCUUUCUGUACCAUACGCCUUGUUGACGGCAAGUGAGAGACGAUCAAGGUCUCCAAGAUUAUCCAUGAAGCCCUUGCUCUUGUCAUAAUCCCACCUGUCGUAUUCGACAUUUGUCUGUGUGCGCCUCUGCUCGAUGCUCGGCUCAUAUCUGCGACGCAGAGCCAACAGAGACACAUACUCAUCGUGUGUGGUGGUUGCCUCCUGGACCGUUCCUUGAUAGUCCUUGCCCUCUGUGGCCCUAUCCAGUGCUCUCCACAACAUCCAUCUUCCCAUCCUCAUGUUGCGGCGUUGGACAUCUGUGAGCGACUCGUCAGCGAGCAGCACCGACAGCUCGUCAUCGGUUGACGGAUGGAAGUACUUGGCCAUGCCAUCGAUGCCAUAGAACAUGCCAGCAAACGACUGAUGCCAGCUGUGGUAGUCGCUCUCUUUGCCGCUGAAGCGAGGAGGGUUGGCGGCGAUGCCAUCAGCCAUCUUGUACCACAACUCACUGUGUGUCACUUGUUGGAUGACGUCACGUUGUUUGGUCAUCAUCACCGGGAGAUGGUGUCUCGCCAGAUGGUGAGGGAGUGCACGCCAGAUGGCUCAUCAUACCCGAGGUGGGCGUUCAUAACCAGUUGGAGUAUCAGCAGUAGCUCGGGGUAGCGAGUAGGAAUGUGACGAAGCCGGUAGAAGCAUUCAGUGACG
Messenger RNA from Vitrella brassicaformis, 1521 nucleotides. The record is from the annotation of a GenBank genome assembly. Lineage: Eukaryota; Vitrellaceae.